Apiotrichum porosum is the source of this 1134-nucleotide messenger RNA. RefSeq lists its product as uncharacterized. Gene Ontology annotation, cellular component: mRNA cleavage and polyadenylation specificity factor complex. Gene Ontology annotation, biological process: mRNA 3'-end processing. The record is from RefSeq and is a predicted model, not a curated record. The transcript is spliced from 6 exons. Gene Ontology annotation, molecular function: mRNA binding. NCBI's taxonomy places the organism in Eukaryota, Fungi, Basidiomycota, Tremellomycetes, Trichosporonales, Trichosporonaceae. The coding region runs from base 1 to 1134 and encodes 377 amino acids.
AUGCCUCCCCAGGCUUCCCGAACCGUGUUUGUGGCCAACAUUCCCUAUGAUGUGUCCGAGGAGCAGAUUGCCAACGUCUUCUCCGAGGUCGGCCCUGUUAGCAAUGUAGAGAUCAAGUUUGACCCCCAAACUGGCCGCUCAAAAGGCUACGCCUUUGUCCAGUUCUAUGGUGAGAGCCCUCGUUGCCGUGUCACGCUAACUCGACCAGAUGAGGCCACCGCGAACUCGGCUGUGCGCAACUUGCAGGACGUGCCAAUCAACGGCCGCCCGGUGCGUAUUGAGCUCUCAACAGACGAUGGCGGCAGGAGGCGAGGUGGACCUCCCGGCCCCGGUGGCCCAGGCGGCUUUGGACGCCAGCAGCAGCAGCAGCAGAUGCACCGCGAUCAGACGCCGCCCCGCGGCGUCAUGGGUGGUGGCGACCAGCCUCACGUCGACUUGAGUCUCCUUCCUCCUGGGCAGGAGCCGCCUAUGGGCCUGAAAGGGACAGACUCGAUCACCAAGACUCUCGCCGAGAUCAACCCCGGGCAGAUGCAGGACGUCAUGGCCAGCAUGAAGGCCCUCAUCACGACCCAGCCAGACCAGGCGCGUGCCCUCCUCAGCAGCCAGCCUCAGCUCGCCUACGCGCUCUUCCAGGCCAUGCUCCUCAUGAACAUUGUCGACCCCUCCGUCCUCCAGCGCAUCCAGCCUCUCGCGCCCGGACAUACCGCUACUGCUGCUGCCGCCGCAGCCGCCGCUGCAGCAGCAGCAGCAUACCCCCCACCUGGCAACGCAUACCCUCCCUACCCUCCCCAAGUCCAGCCGCCAGCAAACUACCCUCCCUAUCCUCCGGCACAGGGUGGCGGGUUCCGCCCACCUCCUGGCCCUGCCACAUACAAUGCUCCUCCUCCUCCAGCUCCCGCGGUCGGCCCUCCUGCUGCCUACGGUGGCUACCCUCCUGCCCCUCCCCCCAUCGCCCCUCCCGGCCCAGCACCGCUCCCUCCUGCCACCCAGGCGGCGCUCGCCGGUCUCCCCGAAGACCAAAGGACUAUGCUCGUCCAGGUCCUCCAACUUACCGCUGACCAGAUCAACGCCCUGGACCCAUCGCAGCAGGCGUCUGUUAAGCAGCUGCGACAGCAAUUCCUCGGCGCCGCAUAG